This is a messenger RNA of Oryzias melastigma (Indian medaka), 2096 nucleotides long. It is a transcript of the gene rax, whose product is annotated as retinal homeobox gene 3. Lineage: Eukaryota; Metazoa; Chordata; Actinopteri; Beloniformes; Adrianichthyidae. Gene Ontology annotation, biological process: positive regulation of transcription by RNA polymerase II. The transcript is spliced from 3 exons. Bases 664 to 1545 code for a protein of 293 amino acids. The record is from RefSeq and is a predicted model, not a curated record. Gene Ontology annotation, molecular function: RNA polymerase II cis-regulatory region sequence-specific DNA binding; DNA-binding transcription factor activity, RNA polymerase II-specific.
GUUUGUGCUUUGUCAACCCAUUUGACACAACAAGUGUUGUUUUUGGAAUAAAAAGUGAAAGGAUAACGUUGAAAAUGAUUGGUCAGAAUGUGUCAAUACAUUGAUUAUAUUUAAGUGAUUAUGGGAUCAAAUGUGUUCAUUUUUGGCAGCAAAUAUCUUGACGGUUUGAUUGAAUAUUAAGCUUUCAUCUUGCAAUCCUUGUCCUCUUCAGAAAUCUUGUAAUUAUGAUUUGUUGCACCUUAAUCUGUGGACCUAAUCGCCCUCUUUUUUUCCACAGACUGACAUGCGUGACAUCUGGAGGAAUGGGAAAGAUGGUUUUAAGAUUUAUGUAAGUCGCUUUAGAGCCGGCGUGGUGCUCUUGGGGAGGAGCUGUGGGCAUGCGCGCACGGUUACCCCUUAAAGCCCGGCAGGAGCAAAUCCAACAGGACGUCCCUUCUCUGACGUGAAGCAGGGGGGUUGCCACAUGCCCCGGGGGGGUCUUUAAAACCCGACUUGAAGAUGCUCUGCCUCUGAUGCGCAUCUUUUGCGCAACUUUCUUCCAGCAUCCCUGGAUUUGGAAACAGAAAAGUUUGAUAAACUUGAUUUUCUACCAUUUUUUAAAAAAGUUCUUUUGACUUGAAGUUGUUGAAUCAACUGGACUUCAAUUCAAGCUCUUGGAGACAAAUGUGGCUCCUUGGAUCAGCUUCACAGAUCCUGAUGGCGGAUGAGCGCUCGUCUCCCCCCGCGCGUCCCGUCCAGAGCCCGGGGAGCAACUCGGCCACCGUCCACAGCAUAGAGGCCAUUCUGGGCUUUAAAGAGGACACGAUCUUCCACAAGUCCUCCUACAACCUGACGGGAAAAGACGCAGAGCGCAGCGGGGCUGUGACCCAAAUGAAGAAAGCGCAUUACGCAGACAGCUGUGACGCGCCGGACUCCCCGGACAGAGACGGGAAACUGUCCGACGAUGAAACCCAGAAGAAGAAACACCGCCGGAACCGAACCACCUUCACCACCUACCAGCUCCACGAGCUGGAGCGGGCCUUUGAGAAGUCCCACUACCCGGACGUGUACAGCAGAGAGGAGCUGGCGCUGAAGGUCAACCUGCCGGAGGUCCGCGUGCAGGUUUGGUUUCAAAAUCGGCGUGCAAAGUGGCGACGUCAGGAGAAGCUGGAGGUGAGCUCCAUCAAGCUGCAGGACACCCCCUCAUCUUUGCUGUCCUUCAGCCGCUCCCCCGGCGCCUCGCUGGGCUCCGGGCUGCAGCUGGACCCCUGGCUGUCCGGCCCCAUCACCACCUCGGCCUCCCUGCAGUCUCUGCCGGGCUUCAUCAGCAGCUCGCAGGGCCUCCCGGGCGCUUACACCCCGCCUCCGCCCUCCAUGCCUUCUUCCCUGCCGACCUCUUUAUUCAACUCCCCCAGCUUGGGACACAGCCCCCACCUGCCCCACAUCAGCUCCAUGUGCCCCCCACCCCCGGCGUACCAAUGCUCAGCGGACCCGAGGAACUCUAGUAUUGCGUCACUGAGGAUGAAGGCCAAGGAACACAUUCAGUCCUUUGGGAAAACGUGGUGAUGCCAGAAGAAAACUCAGAACAUUCCUGGAGAUGGGAUUAAAAGUGUUUAAGUGGAAAUGAUGUCAGGACUGGUGAUUUAUUUCACCAAAACUCUUCAGAAACGGGAAGAAAACCCCUGCAAAAACAACAGGAACUAUACUAAAACCCAGGAUGGAUUUAUCCCUGGUAUUUUUUUCUGUUGUAUCAUCUCUGUGUGUUAUUUCACUGUAAAGUUUAUUCAUCUUGCCCCAACUCUACAGUCUUAUAUGCUCUCGAUUUGCUCUUUUCCAAUCAUGCUAGGGCAACAGAAUUCCAUUUUUGUAACCCGUUCAUCUCCAUUGUCUUUUCAUUCUUGUAGAAAUUAGAAGAAAAAUGUGUUUUUAUCAUAAAAAGAUGCAUCAUGAAAGGAAAUAAGCUGUUUUUGUAAGAUAUUUACAACAUAAUCUAUAUUUUUCACAAAAAAAGGUGUAGCUAAAAAUCAAAACUCAGAUUUGGAAAGAAUUCCAGAAGUUUCUGAUAUUUUUUCCCUUUUCAUUUAUGUUAAAACAAUAAAGAACACCAUCAAAACAAA